This is a messenger RNA of Helianthus annuus (common sunflower), 1064 nucleotides long. Its product is annotated as pathogenesis-related thaumatin-like protein 3.5. Gene Ontology annotation, biological process: defense response. The coding region runs from base 15 to 1019 and encodes 334 amino acids. Gene Ontology annotation, cellular component: extracellular region. Lineage: Eukaryota; Viridiplantae; Streptophyta; Magnoliopsida; Asterales; Asteraceae. The record is from RefSeq and is a predicted model, not a curated record. The transcript is spliced from 3 exons.
CUCAUACACAUAAAAUGCUUAAAUUGGUUAAAAUCGGUCUCUUGUUCUUCGGAAACUCACAGUUGCUUAUUCAAGGUUUCAUUUCGUCGGCGACCAAGACGUUUACGAUCGUGAACAAGUGUGAUGAGACGGUUUGGCCGGGGAUUUCAUCCAAUGCAGGAGUCGUACCUGUUGAACCUACAGGUUUCGCACUUCAAAAAGGCGAAUCGAAGGCAAUCCACGCCCCGCCGUCAUGGGGCGGUCGUUUGUGGGGACGAACACACUGUUCGAAGGAUUCCAACGGUAACUUCACCUGCGCUACUGGAGACUGUGGAUCAGGAAAGAUGGAAUGCGCUGGCGCCGGAGCUACUCCUCCGGCUACGUUAGCUAAAUUUACCAUUGGCAGAGAUGGGAUGGAUUUCUUCUAUGUGAGUUUGGUGGGGGGAUAUAACCUCCCGAUGCUGGUUUCCCCGACCGGUGGUGGGUCUGGACGUAACUGUAGCUCCGUUGGGUGUACGGUGGACUUGAAAGUCGCGUGUCCGUCGGAGUUAAAGGUGACGAGUUCUGACGGAGAAGUGGUGGCGUGUAAAAGCUCUUGUGUGGCGUUUGGGCGAAAAGAGGAUUGCUGUCGCGGCGAGUAUGGCUCACGCGACACUUGUAAACCUUCGUUUUACUCGCAGGUGUUCAAGACGGCAUGUCCACGCGCUUCUAGUUAUACGUACGAUAAUGAAACAAGUACCUUCGCCUGUGCCGGCGCCGACUACCAAAUCAUCUUCUGCCCCACGUCAACGACCAACAAGAAAUCAAAGGGAGAGCAACAGAAUCCAACAGCACCACAGUUCAACACAGAUAUGGUAUACGAAGGUGUAGACACAGCAGGACAUAGCAGCUACGCUCCUCGGCAGCCCACCAACAUUGGUGCAACCAUCAGCAUGGUGGCUGCAGUGAUCGUCGUAAUCAUUUUAGCAGUUGUUGGCGGCGGGUAUGCAAUCCGGAUAGGGAAUAUUAAUAUCCUAAAUGGAUCAUGUAAUCAGCACUAGAUAUGCUAGCCUUUUGGGAUUGGGAUUGGGAUUUUAAUUCUUAGU